This is a messenger RNA of Fusarium vanettenii 77-13-4, 1599 nucleotides long. RefSeq lists its product as uncharacterized. NCBI's taxonomy places the organism in Eukaryota, Fungi, Ascomycota, Sordariomycetes, Hypocreales, Nectriaceae. Gene Ontology annotation, biological process: amino acid transmembrane transport. Gene Ontology annotation, cellular component: membrane. The coding region runs from base 1 to 1599 and encodes 532 amino acids. Gene Ontology annotation, molecular function: amino acid transmembrane transporter activity. The transcript is spliced from 2 exons. The record is from RefSeq and is a predicted model, not a curated record.
AUGGAAGGAAUGGACAAGAAGCACAAUGAUGGGUUAGAAUACGGAACACGCAAUCUCGGCACUCUGAACCGUAGGCUCAAGUCCCGACAUGUUCAGUUCCUUGCCUUGUCCGGUGCCAUCGGCACGGGCCUUUUCGUCGGUAGCGGACAGGUGCUUUCGCUUGCAGGCCCGCUCUCAGCUUUCCUAUCCUUCACCAUCACCGGGUUCAACAUCUUCUGUGUCCUCAACAGCGUCGGCGAGAUGGCUUCGUGGUUGCCUAUCCCAGGCCCUGUUCCCAUUUUUGCCGCCCGGUUCGUGGACCCGGCGCUGGGGUUUGCCCUCGCUUGGAACUAUUGGUAUCAGUUUGCCAUUGGAGUUCCUAUCGAGGUAACGGUCUCAGCCGUCAUUGUUGAUUACUGGCACAACAAUGUCCCCAAAGUCGCACUCAUCAGCCUUUUCUAUUUCCCCAUGGUCUUCCUCAAUUGUUUGCCCGUUCGCAUCUACGGUGAAGCUGAGUUCGUCUUUGGCGCCAUCAAGUUGACCACUAUCGUGGGCUUGAUCAUCUUGAUGUUCAUCAUCACCGUGGGCGGUGCUCCCAAUGGCGAGGCGAUUGGUUUCAGGUACUGGAUACACCCAGGACCUAUGAAUGAGUACUUGAGGCCGGGCGCAUUGGGAAGGUUUCUGGCGUUCUGGAAAGUCUUUGUGCAGGCAACCUUCUCCUAUGGCGGCAGUGAGAUGGUUGUCAUGGCCGCAGGAGAGACAGAGAACCCUCGACGCAAUAUCCCAAAGGCUAUUCGUCGAGUCUUUUGGAGAAUCGUUCUCUUCUACAUCCUUUCCGUCUUCCUUGUCGGUCUUUGCGUCUCUUCCAAGGACCCUUCCCUUCUGAACGCCAUCAACUCCUCUGCCCCUGGCGCAGCUCAAAGUCCCUUUGUUAUCGCUAUUCGCAACGGCGGUAUCAAGACACUGCCCUCAAUCAUCAAUGCUGUUAUCCUGACCUCGGCUUGGUCAUCUGGUAACUCGCUGUUUUACGCCGGCACUCGCGUUCUCUAUGCCGCGGCCCUUGAUGGAAAGGCACCAGCCAUCCUGGCGUACGAGAAGUUUGGCGUUCCAUACCUCUGUGUGGCAGUCACCUCGGCUUUUGGACUCUUGGUGUACCUCAAUGUCAGCAAUAGUGGCGCCGAAGUCUUCUUCUGGCUCAGUAAUCUGAGUGGUGUUGGGGCUCUCAUCAUUUGGGCCAGCGUCUGCUACACCUAUCUUCGCUUCUAUUACUGCCUCAAGCAUAACGGAAUUGACCGCAACACUCUUCCGUACAAGUCACCAAUGCAGCCAUUCUUGGCGUACUUCUCCGUUUCGUUCUGCACAAUUGUUGCUAUCUUUAACGGAUUUGACGCCUUCUUCCCUGGUCGCUUCAGUGCCAAGACCUUCAUCCCGCCUUACAUCAACAUUCCCAUCUUCUUCGUCUUGAUUUUUGGUUUCAAGUAUGUCAAGAAGACCAAGUUUGUCAAGUACUCGGAGAUGGAUAUCUGGUCCGGAAAAGCGGAGAUUGAUGCAUUGGAGCCAACUUGGCCAGUGGUAAAGCCCAGGAAUUGGCUAGAACGCAUUUGGUUCUGGAUUGCCUGA